Anneissia japonica is the source of this 5208-nucleotide messenger RNA. RefSeq lists its product as uncharacterized. The transcript has 6 exons. The record is from RefSeq and is a predicted model, not a curated record. Gene Ontology annotation, molecular function: lipid binding. Lineage: Eukaryota; Metazoa; Echinodermata; Crinoidea; Comatulida; Comatulidae. The coding region runs from base 87 to 1259 and encodes 390 amino acids.
CGUAUGAUUUGCAAUUACAUUUUGCUAAAAAGCACAAGCAGCAAGCUCUCGGAAUCUUCACUGUACGGUACACGCCCUAAGAAAUAAUGGCAGACGAAACAAGUAAUACCGCUGUGGAACAACAAAAAGAGGAAUCUACCCCUGCCCCAGAGGUUCAAAAAGAAGUAGAAAAACCAGUUGAAAAUGGGGAAAGUACGGAGGCAAAAGCUACAGAAGAAGAAAAGCCAGAUGAGACAAAAACAGACGGUGAGGCUGCCGGUGCAGAAGGCGCGGACGAUAAGCAAAACGAAACGCCGGCUGAAAACCCGUUAGAAGCACCAACAGAAAACCCAAUUGGCGAAGAAGAUUUCGAAAAAUUGUUAUCAUACGCUGAUGCGAAUGAAGAGGGCUGGGAAAAAAUGAAAAAUAAGCACAAGGGCUUGACUCUUUAUAAGCGAACGGACAAAACAGAAAAGAAUGGAAUGUCUUUGGUGAAGGGUGUUUUCGAUUUGUCCGGGGUUUCGUUUGACCGAGCCGUGGAACUGUUUACGGAUCUUGACGAGCGGAAAAAAUGGAACAAGAAAGUACAAUCUGAAGUUCUGGAAACAAAUGAAGAUUUUAGAAUUUUGUACACCCUUAUCAAGCUGCCUCCACCAUACACGAACCGUGACCUAGUGCAGUGUGUUGCAGCGAAGAAAUCCGAAGAGCCGAAGCAGAAUGCUUACGUGUUUAAACCCUGCAACCACCCAACUAAACCUCCUACCAAAACCACGAUUACAAGGGCUGAGCUAUUGUACGGUGGAAUGGUGGUAAAGGCCGGUGAGGAUGAGAACUCUAGCCAAGUUAUUGUUGUCAAUCAAAUCAACAUGAAGGGCUGGAUACCGAAGGCUAUUCUACACAAAAUGAAUAAUAUCUACCCGGCUAACUUGUUCGAUGAUUUAUCAAGCUUCUUGAAGAAAGCUGCUGCAGCUGCCGCAGCAGCUGAGAAGCAAAAAGAAGCAGAUGCUGCAGCUGCCGCCGCCGCUGCUGCUGCUGCCGCUGAAAACGGCAAGGAAGAAGGUGAUAAGGCCGAAGCCAAAGAUGGCGAGAAGAAGGAAGAGACAGAAGAAGCUGCCGCCGAACCAGAGAAGAAAGAAGAGGAAAAGAAAGAGGAAACUCCUGAACAGAACGGAGAGAAAGAAGAAACAAAGGCAGAGGAGGCUCCCAAGGCAGAAACUAACGGAGAUGCGGAGGAAAAGAAAGAGGAGAAGACCGAGGAAGCUGCCAAAGAAGCAUCGUAGCUAUGCUGUAAUUUGUAGAACAGGCUUGGCAUAGGGUCUUCUGUAAUCAUUACGAUAACGAUUCAUUAAUGCAAGGAGGUCCCGAAUAAUCCAAUGACCAACAUAUAGGCUGUUGAUAAAUCCACAAGCGGAUUAAUUAUUAUAUUAAAUUUGUGAGUUGGAAGGUUCGAUAUUUUUAUUUCUUGAUUGUAUGUCCAAGUUAGUCGUGCUACGAGACUUCUGAAAUACUGUCGAUAUGUGUUUUCUUGUCAUCAGCAUAAUUGUCGAUUUUGUUACAGUUCUUUUGUCUUUAUAGUAUUACAAUAAUCAAUAUAAAUAAAAAAAAUAUGAAUAAUACCAACAAUAUUGUUUUUUGUUGACCUCAUAAAUUUUAAUACGGUACAAUUCAAGCAAUUAUUACAUGAUAUAUAUAUAAUGCCGAUGACUAAAUUAGAAACAGUCAUGUUAUUAGCUGUAGUGUAAAAAUCAUAAUAUUUUCUUUAAUUUGUAUUUAAUUUAUCAGUUAUUUUUCCAUAUCAGUAUUUGCUGUAACAGUAUAUGCCUACAUUACAAUAGGCUUUGCAAUUUGGUUUCUAUUAAUUUGCAUAUAAAAACCUACUUUGUUAGGGUUUCUACGUAAUGUAAUUCGAUAGCUGCAAGUCUUUUUUUUUUUUAACUUGGAAGAUAGACGAAAUGAGUGUUUUUUGCAGCUAGUAGAAAAUGAUUCGUAAGCAACAGACAUUUUCUCAUAGUAGUACGCUUGCGCGUACCAAAAUAUCACCCAUCUGGGACGCAUGGUGUAAGCGGAGGUAGGCCUCAGAAUUAGCCGUAAAGAAUAACAUGCGUCUGCUCGGUGUUAACUUAUUUCGAGAUAUUAUUACUCAUGUUCAGCCAAUCAUUAGGCGUAACUGUUUAAGAUAUUAAGGUUUAAACUUCUUAAAGAAAUUGUAAAAAUACAAACAAUUGCGUUUCAGUUUGACAGAGAUAGAACGGAUUUAGUUUCGUCUUGUUUGGUGUGAGUGGAUUGUGUUCACUUUUGAUGUACUGUAUUAUCUACGCCAAUUAGACACGAAAUAAUAAAUUAAGAAGUACAGUAGUUGUGACCAAGUAAACAUCACAUUCCCAUUACAACCAUUAAGUAACCUAAGAUAAGAGCUGUAAUCUUCCAUUGUAUGUCCAGUCUUUCAUUCUCUUUGAACGUUCCAUAUGCGUUUAACAUUACCAUGGUGAUCUUAUACCAACAAUGAUAUCAGCACAUUGCAGAACUGUGUUAUUGGAUAAUGAAGUAUGUAGAGGUUAUUUGUUCGUAGUUUACCGUGGAUCCUCCUUUAAAACUGUCACAUGAGGGCACGAACAAGUACUAUUGUUGUAAAGUGUAUAGCGAGUAGAAUUAUGGCAUUUUAAAAUGCAUGGAAUGAGUAUCAUUUUUUGAACGUUGUUUCUUUUAAAAUGUUAUCUAAAUUUUUUGUAGCCUUCAGAAGAAAUGAAAAGAUAAAAAUACUAGAAAGUUUUGCACGGUAAAUAAUUUGUAAAAGAAAACCGUGUUUAGUUUCAGUUGUAGCUCUGUCUCUGUCUUCCUGUUUUUAAUAAUGCAAUUUAUUUUCCAGUUUAUUCGGACACAGGGGAUGUUCAUAAUUUGUAUGCGCUUGUGUUAUUUUUUACGACAAGAUGUCGACUAGUUGAUUGAUAAGGAUUUGAAGGUGAAGAAUGGAGAAAGAAUGAUUGUUAAACGUAUGGAAAUAAGUUACUAAAACACUUUGUUGGCGAAUGGACUUUUUUCUUGCUACAACUAUCAAUGCGUAUUAUGCAGUUCUUUUUAUUUGCUUGUAUAUUUUUUUACACGAGAUAUACAAUAUUACUACAUUUUGAUAUUGGCAUCAAACCAAAUAUUUUUACUGUUGUACAAGUAGACAUAGGGCCUAGGUAUAAAUUUACAAUGGGAAAAUGUGACUACAGACGUCUACAUAAGCAAAUGUUGCUGGACCAUAAAUGUUGCGUAGUUAUAUAAGUUUUGCAUGGUAGAAAUUGUUACAUUAGGAGGCGUAAGAAACUUGGUGUGUCAUUUUUAAUUUCUAUUUUCCGCUCCAAGUGAUUUGAUCGCGGAAUGUACAGCAACGCCUUUCCGAUGUUAUGAAUGCAUUUGGUCACGGAUGUUUUUGUUCAAUAUUUGCAUCCAUUUUUCACAAUGUUUAUCGGAUUUCUUUUUCUACAAUUUUCAGCGAUGUGUUGAGGAAGCUUUAAUAUUAUUGUACGUAUUUCUUCAUUAUGUUAAAGUGACGUCAUAAUCAAACUACAGUAACUCUGUAAACCAGUGGGAUUCACAGUAAAACGUAAAUUUAAACGUUUUUUCAAGACGUUUAUUAGUGUAAGUUAUUGGUUCUUUAUUAGAUAAGUGAAUGUAUAUACAGUGAGGUAGCCUUAUAUGUAGUGAUAGCAAGUUUAGUCCUUACUACGUCGUAAGCUAGUGUAGUGUAGUAAUAAUGGUUGUGAGAUGAACAGCGGGACAAGUCGACACUGAAGAUGCGUCAAAAUUACUUCACGCUCAAAACAAAUCCUCUUUGAUAGGCCUAGGCAGUAACUAUGCUUUUGCGCUUCUGCGCACGCUCAUAUUCGAUCAAUGUCUUGUUUUAUUCUGAGCCUACUUUAAGCAAUUUUUCUUCCAUUUUAUUUCAGUUGUGCUUCUACUAUUCGUUGGUGCUUCUAGAACUAGAUCAAUUUCAAGAAAAUAAUCUUAUUUUUUUUAGAAAUAUAUAGGCCCUACUACUGUGCUGUUUUCCUUUGUAUUAGGCUUCUGUUAAGAAACGUUCAUUCCAAAUAACGCCGCAGUGUACAUAGAAAAUGCGCUAAAGAUCGGGAAAAAAGCAUGAUUCGUGUUUAUUAAAUCGAAUACUGCUAUGAUUGGUAGAGUUUUAAGAUAAAACAAACUCAAAUGUAUAAUGAAGGGCGGGGAUAUUAUAGGCCUACUGUAAUUUCAAAUUAUGCUUUUAAGAGUCCUGCGCAAGGCUACAUAGUAGUUGGAAGAAUGUCAAUAGCGUAAAGAGCUGAUGCAAUAUCGAAACAAUUAAGGCUAUCGCGGUGUUUCUCAUGAAAAUGUGAAACUCAGUGCUGUAUUUGACUCAAACCCGAUAAACCAUAUUUCGAUACUUGUAAUUUGAGAUGGAUAGCUACCUCUAUGGUGUUACAGGGUAGUAAUAUAUAAAGCUAAACAUAUCAACACGAAGACAGCGUUUUCUGCGUAUUAUUCGUGGAUCGUUUUAUCACAUUUCUGAUCGUGUGUGUGAGAGUAUUUGGAUGAAGGAUCAAUGCACUUUACUGUAUUUUCUUGUUAAGUGUGCCUAGUGAAUUUCAACAGUUUUUUUCUUAAAAAUUAAACUGUAAGUCUUUCUAAAAGACCAAUGCAGUUAAUAAUCCGCCCGUUUGCUUAGUAUGGCAAGCUUUGGAUGGCGUGUAAAUAAGCCGAUAAAACCCUCCUAUAAAUGUUGGUGAUCGGGCGCUGAUAUGGUUACAGAACGCUUCAAAUAUCGGGAGCCCAUUUUGUGUUGGUGUGCAAAGGAGUUGAAUUUAUCUCAACCUUAAACUAAGAUCAUACUGUCCUACUCGUUACGUUGGCAUUUUAGAAUAGUUUUUAUGAUAUUGACAAAUAAAACAUCAAGAAAAAUUUACUGUAUAUGAUAAUUUUAGGUAAGCAGUUUAAAGUUCAACAAAUGUUGUGAGGAAUAUGAAGCCUAUGAAUGCUGGGAACGAUUUAAAAUCUCCCACAAAUCAAUCAUUUUGGUCUUGUUAUUUUUCAUUCAGCUUUAGUCGGACUCAUUAUAUAUUGACGGCAUCAGUUAGGGAACAGCAAUUGGCCAAUUCUAAGUAAUCGUAGAUUAGUAACGUUACCGUAUAUCAGCAUCAACUUCGUCUUGUGAAUGUAUAGUUAACCCUGUAUACACGAUAUUAAAUUGUCUCGUCUCAGUGUUACAGCAAA